Molecule: messenger RNA, 729 nt
Organism: Verticillium alfalfae VaMs.102
Lineage: Eukaryota; Fungi; Ascomycota; Sordariomycetes; Glomerellales; Plectosphaerellaceae
Exons: 1
Molecular function (GO): oxidoreductase activity
Source: RefSeq, a predicted model, not a curated record
AUGCUUCCAGAUCGGAGCCUUCCCAUUCGGGGAGUCUUGACAUUCACGAGAACAUUGACGCCGACUUCUCCAUCAUCAUCAUCAUCAACGAUAAGACUCUGCAGCACGAGACUCAGACCAAGGCCAAGAUCUCCUCGCCAGGUGGGACGCUUCUCAACCACUCUUCGAACCCGUGCCACCACGUCCACCUCGACCGCCUCUCAAGAACCAAGCCCAACUCCUCCGCCGCGCCGCUCGGCCUCAUCCAAGCUACUGGCUUUCGCCCUCAUCACCGCCUCAGCCAUCUACUAUCUCACCACUGACGACUCAGCACCGUCGUCAGCUCACAUAUUCAACGACCACCGCUUCACCCCCUUCACUCUGGUAGACCGCGAACCUGUAUCGGCGACCUCCUUCGUCCUCACCCUGCACCCCGCCACCACCACCCUCCCGCCAUCUGAGGUAGCCGCCCAGCUCGCUGCCCCCUGGACAGCAAACGACCUCUGGUCCCUCGAAGUCAAGCAGCCCCAGCUGCAGAUCGCCCGCGAGUACACGCCGCUCCCCAAUGCGCCCCCGGGUGCCCUGCGCUUCCUCGUGCGCGCCAUCAACGGCGGUGAAGUCUCGACUUAUCUGAGCCGCCUGCCCCUCGGCGCCACCAUCGACCUCCGCGGACCCCACGGCAGCUUCGAUCUCCAAGCCCGCCUCCGUCCCGAGGGCCGCCUCGUCUUUCUCGCAGGCGGCACCGGUAUC